Molecule: messenger RNA, 4039 nt
Organism: Pararge aegeria (speckled wood butterfly)
Lineage: Eukaryota; Metazoa; Arthropoda; Insecta; Lepidoptera; Nymphalidae
Gene: Ero1L
Product: ero1-like protein
Exons: 2
Coding region: 180-1748 (522 amino acids)
Biological process (GO): protein folding in endoplasmic reticulum
Cellular component (GO): endoplasmic reticulum membrane; endoplasmic reticulum
Molecular function (GO): protein-disulfide reductase activity; thiol oxidase activity; FAD binding
Source: RefSeq, a predicted model, not a curated record
UUGGAAAUUACCAAAAUGAAAUGUGCGGACGUUCGUGAGUGCACGUAAUUUUUGCUUUUUUAUUCGUCUUUCCAAUAAUUUCGGAGUGGUAUUUACAAUUGUGUCGGAUCUGAUGAAGCUCAAAUUAUUUUAAAUGUAUGUAAAGCUACCGCGGGGGAGGUACACGUUUAAUUGAUAAAAUGCAAAGAAUAAUUAUUGAACUUUCGAAAAUGUCAUCUAGGAAUUACUGUGUUGUGUUUAUAAUUUUCGCUCUUGCGAUAGUUCAAGCUGUUGGUUACAACACGGAACUGUACGAAACCGCUGCGUGUGAUAGCAACGCUUGCUUCGAGCAACUACACGGCGCUCUAGGAGACUGUUCAUGUAACGUAGACACUAUCGACUACUUUAACAAUGUAAAGAUAUUCCCCAGGAUUCAGAGCGUAGUUGGAAAAGACUAUUUUCGCUUCUACAAGGUUAAUUUAAAAAAAGAAUGCCCGUUUUGGGCAGACGACAGCCGGUGUGCUAUGAAACAUUGUCACAUAAAAACUUGUUCAAAAGAAAGCGUGCCUGGUUUUGAGAAUGGUUACGACAACGAUUACGAAGAGAUGUCACCGGCUCUUAAAUACACAGAGAACGCUCAGUCUCCUUGUAAAUCAGAUACCGACCAUGAUCCUGCUUUGGGCUAUUUAAACAUGACCCUAAGUGCUGCGAGCCAAUAUGAAAUCGCCAAAUGGAAAGCAUACGACGAUUCGAUAGGAAAUUUCUGUGAAUGUGACGACAAGGAUGCAGACGCAGAGUAUGUGGAUUUGUCUCUAAAUCCCGAAAGAUACACAGGUUACAAAGGUCCUUCCGCUCACAGAAUAUGGAGAAGUAUCUACCAAGAAAACUGUUUCCGUGUUAAAACAAAUCCCUAUGAAUCAUUUCCAUAUGUCUUAAGCUCUGAUUUGAGUAACAUGUGCUUAGAAAAAAGAGUUUUCUACAGAGCUAUAUCUGGAUUACAUUCUAGUAUUAAUAUCCAUUUGUGUUCAAAGUAUUUGUUAUCUGAAAAAAAGUUAGGUUUUGCAGCACCACCUGAAGGUGAAUGGGGAUCUAAUUUGGAUGAAUUCCAACGUCGUUUUGAUCCAUCCCUUACAUUUGGUGAAGGUUCAAAUUGGCUUAAGAAUUUAUACUUUGUUUAUUUGUUAGAAAUGCGAGCAUUAGCUAAAGCAGGGCCUUAUUUAGAACGUGAAGAUUACUUCACUGGUAACCCAGUGGAAGAUGAAGAAACUAGAGAUGCAAUACGUAAUAUGUUGGGAGUAAUUUACAGUUUCCCUGACCACUUUAACGAGUCUUCCAUGUUUAUUGUUGGGAAUCAGGCUACUAAAUUAAAACAAGAGUUCCGUGAGCAUUUCUUGAAUAUAUCACGUAUAAUGGAUUGCGUUGGCUGUGAUAAAUGCAAGCUUUGGGGGAAGCUGCAAACACAAGGGCUUGGGACAGCAUUGAAAAUUCUCUUCUCAGGCCAAUGGGACAGUUUUGAAGGGGACCCAGAACAGGGAAGAUUGAUGCUGAAACAUAAGUCCCACAAGAGGUUGCAAAGGACAGAGAUAGUAGCAUUGUUUAAUGCCUUUGCAAGGUUGUCUAACAGUAUACGAGAAUUGGAAAACUUCAGAAAUAUGCUUAGCACGCACACUGAAACCCAUCAGAAGAACAUAUUCGGCGGGAGUCAAGAUGUCGAUCCGAGGAAAGUAAGAUGUUCUGCAGCAGGAUCUAAAGCUCGGAUUUGGAGUUAACUUAAAUGAGUUCAGGUUUUGUUUUUACCUCAUCCUGAGCAUAUAUUCUGUUUUGUAAGAAUAUGAGACAAGGACUCUUAGCAAUAUUAAAAUCGUAAGACUUGUGACGUAAAAACUUACAGCACUUGUUACGUCACAAAAAGCAUGUCUUACUUAAGUCUCAAAAAUCUUUUGUUGCUAUGUCAAGAUACGAAAGUCAUAACUCGAAGGAAACUCCAAAGAAGAGAGAAGCAGCGAGGUGUAGAAAUGGCAGUAAUUAGCCAAUCAGAUAGCGUUAAUCACAUGCUCUUGAAUUUUUGAGUUCAUUUUAUGUGUAUCAUUUUCCUACAAAACGGAGUCCCGUAAACAAAACCUUAAUCUUUACCGCUAAUAGAAUAUAAUGUAUUGUAAUAUUAAAUUUCUUAUCGAUAUUCAUUUGAAGGAUUUUCAACGAAUUUUGGUGUGUGGCGUGCAUAGUUAUUUCAAUCCAAUUAAAAAAAUAUUUAUAUUAUUUCUUUCAGUAUAACUAAACGUGUGUUUUGCAUUAUCCCUUUACAAAUUGGAUUGAAAAUUCGUUCAGAAAUGUAUAAAUUUGUAAAUUCAUAACAAACCUUUACGAACGUUUAUCGAUUCACUCAUUCCAUCAUAAUCCGGUAAUCAUGUUAACAGGUUAUUUUAGUAUUAUUUAAGUCACAAAACCUUUUUCCUGUCAUCAUCAUAGCUCAUAUGUAGUGAAAUUUACAAUAAUGCUCAUGAUAUAUUUUGCAUUAGUAACGUGAAAAACAUAUUUAUUUUAAUGUUAGAGAUUAAAUUUUACGUGCAUGUUACAUAAUAUAAAUAAUAUAAUUCAAGUAGUAAGGUUAAACAUCACAAUUUUUUUUAAAAAUCAUCCAGUGAUUUUCAUACUAAAAUUAUACAACAUUUCGUGCAUAAUGGCGAAGUAUUGUAAUAUAUACUUUUAAUAUACAUCUAUCUAUCGAUAUUUCGUAAUAUAAACUUACAUAUAACACAUAUAACUUCCGACGCCCUCUUUUAUAAAAAUGACAUUUGCCAGAUGUGAAACUUUAAACUAUGUGUAUCGUAUUCGUAUGUUUAAAGCAAUUUAAAAGCGGCUUUUUUUUAUAAAGAAUGUGUGAUGUUAGCAAGGAGAGCGAGAGAAAAGAUGUGUUCUUUUUUCGAAAGCUAAGUUAAGGCCGUACUCUCAAAAAAGGUUUUAAAUCUUAUUGGCAGUAACAAUGGUAGAAAUAACUUUGCAAAAACGAAUUAUAAGUCUACAAGGUAUGAGAAGUAAUAUGGUUUUUGUCUUCUUUCUUAUAAAAUUUCAUCAUCAAAUAAUUUAUUAUCUUCCUCAGUUGUAAUUUCUUGAACCAAGAUGAAAAAUUUAUUUGUAUCGUCUUCGGAAUAUGUUGUAUUCACAGAAUUAAGAACAUACAGAAACCGUGUACAACACCUAUAUUGAAGCAUCAAAAACCACUCCACUUCAGACUGCUUUCUUUCUAACUUAACUAACUAGGUUUAGGCGCGGGCGCCAUGACAAAGUUCUUAACUUGUAAGUUCGCCGCUGGCUUAAUAGGGUUGGGAAGCCCUGCUAUAAAAAAGCGGUCCCUAAAAAGGUUCCAUAUACGUCUAUCACUUCGCAACCUUGCAAUCGCACAGACUUUAUGGAAAGCCAGCGUUAGGUAAUUAAGUACAAAUAUGCCUUAUUAAAAACAAAACUGUCUUAAUUAUUGGAUGUAGGUAGAUACUUUUAAAAUAAAUUAUACAGUUAAUUGUGUGUAAGUAUAUAAGAUGGAUCACGUUAAUUUUUUGACACAAUGUAGCGUUGUUUAUGCACCGUUAUAUUAAAACUAAAUCAACUCAAAAACUUUGGGAUCAAUUUGUUUUCUGAUGCCUGAUUUGUCUCCUUAAUACUAAUACGAGAACAUAACCACUGACUUUUGCUUUGGGUAGAUGAAUAGGAUGAUCAGAAACAUUUUAUAUAGUUAGGUGGCAUUUUUAUUUUAUAAUUACAGGGUUAUAUAAAAAAAAACAUAAAGUUUACAUUAAAACUACUAACAACUUUAGUUCUAAGCCUUUUUUGCUCGAUAGUUUGUGAAACAUUAAAUAUUUAAUAUUUUACACACUCUACUCACUCUACUUGUUACUACUCUGUAAUGUAACAUCGGCAACAGAGAGCGAACCGCGACUCUAACGUGGGGUCACUGAUCCGACUACGCGACGUUGUAGAAUCACAUAUAUUUGGUUUCACAGUGUAAUGUCAAUUUACAGAAAUCACAUAAUUAUUAUUUUUUUUAUUAAUAAAUUAAUACUGA